Molecule: messenger RNA, 5108 nt
Organism: Athalia rosae (coleseed sawfly)
Lineage: Eukaryota; Metazoa; Arthropoda; Insecta; Hymenoptera; Athaliidae
Gene: egl
Product: egalitarian protein homolog
Exons: 6
Coding region: 368-2860 (830 amino acids)
Biological process (GO): nucleobase-containing compound metabolic process
Molecular function (GO): 3'-5' exonuclease activity; nucleic acid binding
Source: RefSeq, a predicted model, not a curated record
GCAGACAUUCUUGUGGCUCUUUGGGCCAAUAUGGCGAUUGUGGAGGUUCAUGCGAAAAUGUCAUAGUUUUUUAUGUACUGUGUGUGUACCGUGUGGCCGCGGGCGAAGGCUGAUAUCGUGGUAAAAUACAUUUGAAGUGUUUGAGUUGCGGUGGUACCUAUUUUAAAAAAUUUAUGCUUAGGCCACCACCUUUUUUUCGAAUGUAAAAUAUUGGGGCCAAGCUCAUUCUUCGCUGCUUCCUAACUCUGAAAGAGUAAGAUCAAACAAGACCAGACUUGGAAGAAACUUGUAAACAAGAGCCUAAAAACUUCGAUCCUGCAAUCAUCCCGCAGUACACUAGUUGGACUAAAUAUAAGGCAGAAGAAAAAUGGACAGCUCUGAAUAUGAGUUAGUUCGCAAUAUGACUCUACUAUUUUUUUUUGAACGCUUGAUGGACAAGGGUGGCCCAAGAUCCUUACAUGACUUGAGUUGCCAGUUUGGUGCGAAAGGUUUUACCAAGGAAAUGCGUCAGAUUGCUGGUGGCUCUCAAAGUGGGUUGAAAAAAUUUCUGGCUAAAUAUCCAGCCUUAUUUCUGAUAAAUGGUGAUUAUGUUUUUGUAAAUACGUUUCAACCCGUUGUGGCUGAAGAUAAUGGGUCAAGUCUGGGAGGAAAGCGGGAUUAUGCCCAAGAAGCGGUAGAAUAUUUUUCCAUGAAACUAAUGCAAUAUGGAAUCGGUACUGAAGUACCCAUCAAAAGUUUAUUGGGUCAUAGAUCUCAGGCUUCUUCUGAGGUUAGACAUAUUUCUGGACAGCAUUACAAAGAGUUCAGAGACUUCCUCAUGAGAUAUCCUGAUGCCUUUGCUGUAACGGAAGAUAAUGUUGUUUUGAAGCAGUAUGAAGGCAUGAAAGCUGAACCAUUUCGUGAAUUAGAGCCAGAGACUAUUGACCCAGAGGUAACUGCCAGGCUACUUGAUUUUUUUGCACAAUGUAUCGAUAACAAAGGACCAACAUUAGUCGACCAAUUAUUUCAUCUUGUAACAUCAAAAUUCCCUCAAGAAACUUGGAUGUCGAUAUUCAAAACCCCUCAAGAUUUGUCGACUUUCUUGAAAAUGUUUUCCGAUGCCUUCCAUGUUCAGAGUAAUUUGGUUACACUGAUUAGCAGGCCAAAGACUUUCAACAUCGAUAACUGCCAUGGAAAAAUACAAAGUUCAUCCAGCCCAGGAGUACAGAACUACAAUAAUAAUAGAUCCCAGCCAAAUUCGCUCCAAACUUCUCAACCAACUUCGCUUCAAGUAUCUCUCCAAAGUUCACAACCCAAUUCAAUCACUUCAAAUAAUUCUAUGUCACAGCCGAAUUCACUACAAAACAUAUCACCGACUUCAACUGAAAGCAAUAAUAAUUCACCACCAAUAAGUUUGCAGCAGCAGUCUUUAAAGCAAAGAAUUAAUACAUUGGUGAUGAAAACAUUAGCUGAUAACACUGAAAAGGAUCGUAACUUGCAAACCGUGCAAAUGGGUGAGGCAUGGAAACUUAAAGUAUUCCAACAGACAAGAGUGGUUGUGAAUUCAAAAGAGAGCUUACAAAUAAUUGAAGAGAUUAUGAACCCUAGAAGACCGCAACAAGAUGGCAAAGUAAUCGUCUCCUUUGAUUGCGAAGGUAUCAAUUUAGGAGUUAAAGGCCAGUUAACACUUCUUCAAAUUGGAACUAUGACAGGCCAAGCUUAUGUCUUUGACCUGGUUACGUGUCCAAGCCUGGUUCAAAGUGGAGGAAUUCAGAAACUACUUGAAAGCAACAGUGUCGUUAAGGUAAUUCAUGACUGCCGUAAUGAUAGUGUAAAUUUAUUCUACCAAUUCGGAAUCACCCUGAACAACGUUUUUGAUACACAGGCUGCUCAUGCGGUUUUGCAGUAUCAAGAGACUGGUAAACCUGUAUACAAAGUAAAAAAUGUAAAUCUGAAUGCGCUCUGUGAGUUAUAUGGUGCUCCAUGUAAUCCUCUGAAAGAUCAACUAAAAAAUGUAUAUCGCCGUGACCAGAGGUAUUGGUCCCGUAGACCUCUUUCACGAGAUAUGCUGUUGUACGCUGGCUGUGAUGUUUUGAGCUUGGUGCCACAAAUAUAUACUGCUAUGUCAAGGCUUAUAAAACCAGAGAUGCAGACACUUUUCUCUGAAUUAUGCGAAGAGCAGGUGCAGAUGCACAUAAAACCAAUCGAAGUUAAGGCUCGUAAAAAACAACGCAAGGUAGAGACCGAGGUAGCAGACUUGCGAAAACGAAUGGAAGAGACUACUGGAAAAAAUAUUGUUCUUAGUAAUCGUGAAAUAAGACUCUUACGAUAUUUGGAAUUAACAGAAGAAGAAAAAGAAAAAUUACGAGGAAGUUAUAAAGUGGCACGGAAGUUGGAGAAACUCGAGAACUUAGGACAAGAUAAAGGUGAUAGCAGUGACUAUGAUGAGGAUGAAAGAAACGGUGACACCGAGUAUCCUAGUUUGGAUAGUUAUCUGUCAGAAAACUCUCAUUCUGGCGGUGUUAUGUCACCACGCAAUUCGGAACCCCCAAGUUUGACUGAGUCUAUGCAGCUGAUGGAUGAGGUAUUAUCGGAUGACCGAAUGGAUAGGCUCGAAAAAAUAGAGCGUCUUGAAGCAAUAUUAUCGACGAUUACAGCACCAUCUGAUGUAACGGCCCCACCUAGUAACAUCCAAUUAUCACCAAUAAAAUGUAUCUGCAAUUGCCACGAUGGUAAACAAGUUAGGGUACAACAAAAUAAUACCAAGGUUGAUCAUGCUGCUUCCCAAACUUUGAGUACGGGAGACAUUGUUAUUACAAGGAUAUUCUACACAGAAGCGGAGAAGGAGCGCGAGAAAUUAUUGAAUUCGCCAAAAAAGUAACAUAAGAAUCAUUGAUUUUAGUAUGCCGAUCAACUUUCAGUGAUAUUUGGGACGUAAGUGACGAAGACGACUUCUGUGGCAUUCAAAGUGAAAUAGAAAGGAUGGCUGCAUUCAGCAAGUAACGAAAACUGCUGUCCUCAUACAGCUUUUGCGGGAGCAUGUGAUUAACGGAUAUACAUAUAAUGUUUUAUUUUGUUCUUACUAACUAUCAAACGAUAUCUCCACUAACACCAAUUAGGAUUAAAAAUUCAUCGGACGACAUCAAUCACGGAACGAACUAGCAUCUGGGCGAAUUUUGAGGUAAUAUAUUCAAUUAAUCCUGCCAUUCUGGCGAAAUAUUGGAAUUCAAUGAAAUAAGGGAAGCUUGAACUUUGGUCCGAGUUUCAGUAUCUUCAUUUUUACCGAAAUCAUUAAAAAGCGGAGUAUCAUCGAAAAUACCGAGCACAAAUCGAUUACUUCCAAACGUGAUACACAUUAACGAUUAACAUACCGCAUGACCUCCAAUCUUAUACUACAACUUCGUUUAAAUGGUGUGCUGAUUAGCCGAGGUAAAAUUGAAGAUGCAUUGUAGAACAGCCAUAAGAUUACCGUUAGGUAUCUCACGUAUUUUUACAAUUGAUUUCAGUAAGCAACAGAUUAGUAACGGUCACCUAAGUAAAAACUAUUCGAUAUGCCAUAUCAAAAAAAAAAAAAACUAAAACUCGCAUUUAGGAAGAAUAAAUUGAAAUUGCUAAGUAGAACCAAAUAACCGUAGGCCAACUUUAGAAAAUUCAUGAUGCUAUAAUUUCUCUUAUAGAAGUAACUUUGAGACGAUGCAUUAAUUUGGCUAACGUUAUAAUGUUUAAAUAACAUCAUUCAGAUAUUAAUCUCUUUUCAAAGGUAAACAUCGCAAUUACCUAUUGUUUAUCAAAGUAUAAAGGACUUCUACGUUUCUAACUUAUGUGAUUAACAAUCAUUGAUAUAUAUUCACUCUAUAUCCACGCACAUACGUGCAAUUAUACCACAGGUAUGUGCGUGUAUAUGUAUUAAAAUUUCAUAAAGCAUACAUAUAUUAUACAUACAUAUACAAAUGAAUUUUAUUAUAUAUAACUUUUUUUUGCGUUUCAGCAGUGUUAUAUACAUAUUAUUUUCUUCUAGCUAUGAAUUGUUUAGGACUAAUUUGAAACUAGUUGAAUUUUUAUUUAUUAAUAAUAAUGCACCGCUGUAAAGAUUAUUGCUAAACGAGCGUAGGUGCAGACAUUCUAAUGACGAUUUGAUCGUCGCAAAUCAUUUAGCUAUACAUACAGAAAAAUACAGAAGUUUCUUAUGAAAUUAAAAAUUGAAUCCAAGUUCAUUAAAACUAAUUAUUUUAACAGCCAUUGUUUACUGCUUAUAGUAGAAUCACUAUUGUGGCCAUUUUAAUAAUGAUGCAGAGGAAGCUGUAAAGCUUGCGUUAGUAUUAUUAGGGAGCUGGAUGACUUAUGCAAUUUGAAAAUAUUCUCUAAAUUCCUUUUAUAAUUUUCAAUUAAUCAUCGUAUACAGCCAUAAUUUUAAAUGGUAUAGGGAACGAUUCGAAUAUGAUUUAUCUUAUUUACCAUACACAGGAGCAAGUAUAGAUAUCUUGAAACUGCAUAAGGAGCCACACUAACUCAAUUAAUUAUUGUAUUUAUAAUAAAUAAUUAUCAUUAGAUAGAUUUAUUCGGUUAACGCCAGGAACAAAAGUUGAUUUCAAACAUAUUCCACAAAUUUGCAGAACGUACAAAUUUGGUGUGAAUAUGUGAACAUAUAUAUAAAAAAAGAGAAAAUAAGUAAAUAAAAAAUAAAAUGUUACUUGGGUAUAAUGAUGAGUAGAGACGCAAUGUCCUGUAUUUAAAAAAUUUUAAUACCAGGUUUGAUUGCAAGGAAAAUUUUUAUAAUGAUUAAUAAACUAUUAGUUGAUAGGAGAAUACUGAGCAGCAUAGGACAUCAUUUAUGAGGUCGACUUCCAACGAAUCGCAUUGUAAAUAAUGAUUAAUGUUUUUCUAUUCAACAAUUUGUUUUCUGUUUGAAUCUGAAAGAGUACAGUAACAUUAUGGUAUGUGUAUACAACAUAUGCAUAGUGUUAAUACUUGUGUACUUCCACAUGUGUAUAAGCAAUUAUGCAUUAUAAUUUCCAACUUAUAAUGCAUGUGUUUAUAUACAUGGAUAUUUACAGACGCGAGUGUGUGUAUAUACAUGUAAUACAUUGAAGUUGUCUCCUAAUACGAAAUAAAAUGUAUUUUUAACGGUA